GCAUGUUUACAUUUCCCCUUGCCUGCGGUCUCUUUAUCAGGCAAUGGGUUUGUUCUGCCUCUAGUAUAAAGUAAGCGAGCUUGGGUUUCACACACACACGUACUGCACACAUGCAGAAUGCUCAGGAUGACACAGACGAGUACAGUAUUGAGCAUUUUCGUCUUGUUUCUUCACACCACUUUUGGGGAAAGUGGUUGCACCUCAGCAGAUGGUGAUGGGACUUUUGGAGAUGAUGAACCAGACAAUUUUGACAUUGACUGCUUCAGCCAGCUGGAGUUUAAAGAUUCCUAUAGCAGCCUGACCUGCAAUUUUACCGAGCUGCCUCCUCACAACACUAACUAUACCCUGGCCCUGUGUACGAAGGAAGACAGCAAUUACGUGUGUUUCAACAUGGAGAAACAGGAAGAUGCAUAUUUCUUACAGUUCACUGAUAUACUCUCAAAUAAAGACAUUUGCAUGGACUCUGAGAUAAAGAGAAGGGUCUGCAGGAGCCUGGUUGUAACUGACAUCGUUAAGCCUGAAGUACCGUUUGAUGUAAACAUCACAUAUCAAAAGGAGGCAAAUGAAUACCUUAUUCAUUAUAGUACACCACACUCAUGGAAGAAAUAUUUAAAGGACAAAUUAAUACACCAAAUAGCAUAUCGGCAGGAAGAAGGUACUUGGAAGACAAUAGAGUCGCCAUACCUUCAGGUAAAAUUACUGGGGAAAAACCUGGAAAAUGAUGCAUCAUAUGAGGUGAAAGUACGUUCGCAGCCCAACGGAGACUAUUUUAAGGGCAUGUGGAGCGAAUGGAGCGAUUCCAAGAGCUUCAGAACCGCAAGGGAGCAGCACUCCAUGGAGAGCUACAGUAGCAUGGUUGUGGUUAUACUCUCCAUCCUGGGAUUCAUGCUGUCUGUUGUCAUGAUUGUCCUGAUGGUAACUUUUUGGGAAAACAGAAUCAAGCCUGCUGUGUGGCCAAACCUUCCUGAUCAUAAAAAAACACUGGAGCAACUAUGCAAGAAGCCAAAAAAUAAUUUUGAUAUAAGCUUUAACCCAGAGAGUUUUGGUUACGUUCAUAUCCAUAAAGUGGAUGGCAUUGGAGCAAAAGCUGAACUGGAAAAUUUUCUGCAGCCAUCAACUGUUCCAGAGACAAAUCUUCCAGAAAAAUUCAGGAGUGGAUCAGACCUGAAGAUGAUCCCUGUGAUGACAGACAAAAGCAACCUGAACCUGUCUGUGAGUUAUGGAGGAAUCUGGUCGGCUGAAGCCCUGCACAAACUCCUGGGCACCUCCCAGUUUGCAGCCACUGAAGGAAACUGUGGCUCCAGUACAUACGAGGUGUGCCACAGCAAUGGGGUGCCCCUGUGCAAUGAUGGUUUUAACCUUUCCUCCACUCCUCCCUCGGAUCCAUCUAGCCAGCCUGGACCAGAGCCCUUAAAUGGUGACACCAUAUCCCUGCCUACCAACGAAAUGAGGUCACCCAACAACGAGGAAGCCUAUGUCACAAUGUCCAGCUUCUACAAAAUUCAGUAA
Messenger RNA from Antrostomus carolinensis (chuck-will's-widow), 1509 nucleotides. It is a transcript of the gene IL7R, whose product is annotated as interleukin 7 receptor. NCBI's taxonomy places the organism in Eukaryota, Metazoa, Chordata, Aves, Caprimulgiformes, Caprimulgidae. The transcript has 8 exons. The record is from RefSeq and is a predicted model, not a curated record. Gene Ontology annotation, cellular component: membrane; external side of plasma membrane. Gene Ontology annotation, molecular function: protein binding; cytokine receptor activity. Gene Ontology annotation, biological process: positive regulation of receptor signaling pathway via JAK-STAT; cytokine-mediated signaling pathway; hemopoiesis. Bases 118 to 1509 code for a protein of 463 amino acids.